Messenger RNA from Hippocampus zosterae (dwarf seahorse), 5191 nucleotides. RefSeq names its product protocadherin beta-16-like. Gene Ontology annotation, biological process: homophilic cell-cell adhesion. The transcript is spliced from 2 exons. The record is from RefSeq and is a predicted model, not a curated record. Gene Ontology annotation, cellular component: plasma membrane. Bases 192 to 2672 code for a protein of 826 amino acids. Lineage: Eukaryota; Metazoa; Chordata; Actinopteri; Syngnathiformes; Syngnathidae. Gene Ontology annotation, molecular function: calcium ion binding.
UAAACGAGUCCGCGCUUUAGUCUUCCCCUCCUUUAGAACUGCGUUGUCGAGAAAGCCGACGGACGGCUCACCAUUUUUGAAGAGACUAUUCCGGCAGAUUGUUGGGUUUGUUUUUGUCUUUUUGGUUUGAGGAUCACCUGAUUUUAUUUGAGGCAUCAAUCCUUGUGUUUUUAUAUUUUUUUUUAUUCACGAUGGAUUGUGUGUGGAUGCUCACCAUGAUCGGCCGAUGGCGCACACUGCUUGCCAUUCUUUGUCUCUGUGAAUUGCGCUCCGCGAGUGGACAGGCUCGCUAUUCCAUACCGGAGGAGAAGGCGGAAGGCUCUUUUGUUGGAAAUAUUGCGAGAGAUUUGGGCUUGGACUUGGGCAGACUCGUGGCAGGUAAAGCUCGAAUUAUUCCCAAAGGAGGCCGACAGUAUGUUGAUUUAAAGGGAGACAAAGGCACGCUUGUGGUAAAAGAGCGCAUCGACCGAGAGGAGCUUUGUGGAAAGACGACGCCCUGCAGCUUCAAUUUUGACAUCAUUUUAGACAACCCAUUCCUGCUUUAUCGCGUAAUAGUGGAGGUGAUGGACAUUAAUGACAACAGUCCCUCCUUCCCACAGUCUGAAAUCAAUUUGAAAAUUGUUGAAAAUGCUGUAGUGGGAACUCGUUUCUCACUCGAUAAUGCGGAUGAUCCUGACGUUGCCUCAAAUGACAUACAGAAAUACAUUCUUAAACCAUCAGAUAGCUUUAAAUUAGAAAUUCAAAGCCAACCAGAUGGGGAAAAAAUAAUUGAAAUGGUUUUGCAGAAGCCUUUAGACAGAGAAAGAGAGGAAAGCCUCACACUCAUGUUGAUCGCUUCAGAUGGUGGUGAGCCACAUAGAUCAGGGACGGUGAGAAUUCUAGUCACUGUGCUGGAUGCAAACGAUAACGCUCCAGUGUGCUCUCAACCUGUUUAUAAGGUCGAUGUGCCCGAAAAUUCACCUGCAGGGACAGUGAUCACUCGUGUGAGUGCAAACGAUGCUGAUGCCGGAAUCUAUGGUGAGGUCACAUAUUUGACUCGUUCGUCCAAAGACACAGAGCGGCUAUUUGACAUCAAUAUUAAAACAGGGGAGAUUAAACUUGCAGGAAAAUUAGAUUUUGAAAAAUCAAGGAGUUAUCAGUUAAACGUUCAGGCUAGUGAUCAUGGAGGAUAUACGGACACAUGCAAAGUUAUUGUUAACAUACUUGAUGAAAAUGACAAUGUCCCCACCAUUGAACUAAUGUCAUAUUCUCAGUCCAUACCCGAGGAUUCUCCCCCAGGUACAACGGUCGCUGUUUAUAAUGUAAAUGAUGAAGAUGCUGAAAGCAACGGUGUUGUCAAGUGCUCCAUUAGCGCUGAUGUCCCUUUUAAAAUUGAGUCUUCUCUAACAGGUUACUACACCAUAGUGACUGAAAAUUUCUUAGAUCGGGAAAGUGUCCCUGAAUAUAAUGUGACCAUAACAGUGUCUGACCAAGGCUCUCCACCUCUGUCGAGUAGUAAAAACAUCAACGUUAAAAUAUCUGACGUGAAUGACAACCCGCCCAUAUUUCAUCAGUCAGAAUACAAUAAGAUUGUGCCGGAGAACAACGUUCCUGGUUUUUCCGUGUUUACCAUCAGUGCUAGUGAUGCCGACUGGGGCCAGAACGCUCGAGUGUCUUACUUCCUAGAAGAGAAAGAAGUGAAUGGAGUAGCUAUGUCUUCUUUUGUCUCCAUCAAUUCUGAGAAUGGUUUCAUCCACGCAGUCAAAUCAUUUGACUUUGAACAAAUCAAAUCCUUUGACUUUAACAUUACUGCCCGCGACUCCGGAUCCCCUCCACUCACUUCUGUGGCCACAGUCCGCAUUCUGAUCCAGGACCAGAAUGACAACGCCCCCCAGGUCCUGUACCCGGUGCAGACGGGCGGCUCGCUGUUGGCUGAAAUGGUGCCUCGUUCUGCAGAUGUGGGCUAUCUGGUGACUAAAGUGGUGGCCGUGGACGUGGACUCUGGCCAGAACGCCUGGCUCUCCUACAAAAUGCACAAAGCCACCGACAGGGCUCUGUUUGAAGUGGGCCUCCACAACGGAGAGAUCCGAACCGUCCGCCAAGUGACUGACAAAGAUGCUGUCAAACAAAGGCUGACUGUUGUGGUGGAGGACAACGGGCGGCCUUCUCGCUCAGCUACGGUCAUUGUGAACGUGGCGGUGGCCGACAGCUUCCCUCAAGUGCUGUCAGAGUUCACUGACUUGAGCAUGCACGACAAGGAGUACAAUGACCAGCUGACUUUUUACUUAGUCUUGGCGCUGGCGGUGGUCUCCUUCCUCUUCAUCACCUGCUUGCUGCUUAUCAUAUCGGUCAAAGUGUACCGGUGGAGACAGUCUCGCGUCCUGUACCACUCUAACCUGCCCGUCAUUCCGUAUUGUCCACCUCGAUACUCGGAUACUUUGGGGACGGGGACUCUCCCGCAUAUGUACAAUUACGAGGUGUGCAGGACCACCGACUCCAGAAAAAGUGACAUGAAGAACAUGCAAGCCAUGAGUCAAAGUUUAGUGAGUGUGGAUGGAGCUGAUGCUGACAUGCCGCAUGUGAACAAGGAGCUGUCAGGAAACUGCUCACAGAUGUCAACUUUGGUGAGUCAAGUUUUUCAAUGUUAUUUUUCUAAUUUUGAGUCUGAAAAGUUUCAGAGCUUGACCAAUUAGGUGUCUUCUCAACUUCUUUUGUAUAUGGUGCUGGAAGGAUGACAUCUUGAAGUAACUUCCAUCUUCUGUCGAUUAAAAUAAGUCUGCACACCGCUGUUCAAAUCCUUUCCAGUGUUUUUGGGUAUAUAAUCAUGUUUUUAAAGAGUUUGUCUUGGUGUCAUUUAUAUUACAAAAACUUGGUGUUUAAAAAGAAGCUGUUGACUUUUUACUUGUCGUAGUGCCUAUAAUGCCUCCUGGCAUGGGGGACAGCAGUGAUAAUCUUCCACAGUCUUUGGUUUUGUUUAUGGGAUGUUUUUUUGGACAUUUACCGAUGUCAGAUUCAUGGAGUGAAUUUCCUUUACCUAUGUGAAACCUGUAGAUCUUGGGUCGUGCACCCUUGCUUCUUUAGAAAAUGAUUCACAGCCACCAUAUAGUGCACUGUUAUGAUGAAAUGAUAAGCUUUGGGGAAAAUAUUUUAUUUAUUGCUCCUUUGUUUUUUGUUUUUUGUUUUUUGUUUUUUUUUUCUGAGUAGGUUUGCCCACUUAAUAUUGAAUGGACAUGUUUUUUUUUCAUCUUAGAACACUGACCAAUUUUUCAAGGUAAGAGUCUAUUUAUUUAUUUAUUUUUAUUUGACCACUCUUUCGUCAAUUGUUUUUGCUCAUAAUGUUGGAAAAGUCAUCCUCAGUGGUCUGGCUGAGAACGUCUUUUUUUUUUUUAAGUUCAGAUCUGCUUGCUGUUUCUGCAUCGGUCAAUGUGUAGUGCAAAGACAUAGCAGUGAAAGGAAUGGCCCUGAUGAACACAACUUUCCUAAAAAAUGUGGUUUGCCAGAAUUUAAAGAUGAGCAGUGUUCGUCCCCCACGGAGUAACUGGACGCUUCCAGCUCUCUGGUGAGAAACAAUAUAGAAAACGGAUGGAUGAAUGGCAUUCUCACUCGUGUUCCGUCUUCUCACGGGACUUUACCCAGCGCUACUUGUCCAAACCGGGUGAAAGUUGUUUCCCAUGUUCGACCUCCGGUAUAUCCGCAUUUGGUUGCGUUAGACCUCUUCAACGACUUCUUCAAGAUGAAUGACAGUCAUGGAUGCGAUGAGCAGUUGAGGCAGCCCAGAGUGAUCAGGAUGUGUUUUUCACAAAGUGUAUGUUUUUUCCUUGCUGUUUCUGAGCCCAACAAAGUACAUUUAACAAGUUCUGUAGUUUCAGCACCAUAGACAGCAACGUUUUUGUUUUUGCGGAUGAUCGUGUAUUUUGACGUUUUUUUUUCAUUUCCUGUUUUUGUAUUGAUAACUUUAACCUCUCUCGACAGUGAUUGUGUGACAAGUAAUUCCGACUGACAUUGACGCUGCAAGAUUAAUGUUUUGAGAAACGUAAUUCAACAAUUCAUUUUUCAUUCAUUCAUUCAUCUUCCGAGCCGCUUGAUCCUCACUAGGGUCGCGGGGGGUGCUGGAGCCUAUCCCAGCUGUCUUCGGGCAGCAGGUGGGGGACACCCUGAAUUGGUUGCCAGCCAAUCACAGGGCACACAGAGACGAACAACCAUCCACGCUCACACUCACACCUAGGGACAAUUUAGAGUGUUCAAUCAGCCUGCUAUGCAUGUUUUUGGAAUGUGGGAGGAAACCGGAGCACCCGGAGAAAACCCACGCAGGCCCGGGGAGAACAUGCAAACUCCACACAGGGAGGCCGGAGCUGGAAUCGAACCCGGUACCUCUGCACUGUGAAGCCGACGCGCUAACCACUGGACUACCGGGCCGCCUUCAACAAUUUUAAUGUCAAAAAAUAAAUUAAAUGCUGAAACACAAUAUUAUGAGUUGAAGAAAAAAAUUGUUUUGAGCAGGAUAUUUUUACAAAAUUAAAACUUUUGACGAUUUCUGAAUUUAAUCUUAGCGAGGUUUCAAUUUAAUUACACAAAAUUACAAUCAUUUAAAUGUGUCAUCAGACAGUGUAAAAUGGAGGAAAGUGAUUUUUAGAUUAGCUCUGAAUCAAUAUUUUCAUUCGAUUUUUGUAUGACAUAUUUAGACGAGAGUAAAUUGCUUGCAAAAAACGAUAUAUAUAUUUGCCUGUUUUUUUAGUCCGACACACUGUUUUGUGUGUGUGUGUGUGUGUGUGUGUGUAUACACUGACAGGCGCACACAGUAUUUUUUCCUCAAAUUUUCAUUCUACCAUUUAUGAUUUCAAAAUAAGUCAAAUAAGGACCUUGUAUGUAAGAAUCUUUUCUGUAUGGAAACUCACACGUAUGAAAUGUUUUAUUCUAAUGAAUAUUCCGUAGUUUUAAACAUUUUAUUAUGGAUAUAUGAUAACAUACGGAGAUAUUUUAAUGUGAUACACUGAAAGCUGCCUUGCACUUCUGUGAAAAUGCUCUGAGCGCCGCUCGUGGCACGUCAGUGAAACGACUUCAUGCAGUUGUUCUCCUGUUGGGCUCCUUUUAAAGCUCCAUUGCUCAGAAAGGCAACGUUCUGUUCGUUGUUUGAAGGCACGUUUUCUCCGGACUCUCAUAUUUAUUUUGCAUGAUUUGGACUGAGGAUUGCUGUUCUUUGAAUAUAUUAUUU